This is a messenger RNA of Leptinotarsa decemlineata (Colorado potato beetle), 626 nucleotides long. RefSeq names its product Origin recognition complex subunit 6 (gene Orc6). Gene Ontology annotation, molecular function: DNA binding. The record is from RefSeq and is a predicted model, not a curated record. Lineage: Eukaryota; Metazoa; Arthropoda; Insecta; Coleoptera; Chrysomelidae. Gene Ontology annotation, biological process: DNA replication initiation; DNA replication. Gene Ontology annotation, cellular component: nuclear origin of replication recognition complex.
CAUUUUAAUCUGAGAAAUUCCAUUCUGUGUUCCAGGAAACUGCCAUAAAGCUAUCGGGACUGAAAAAGUCAGCCUACCAAACAAGUCUGCACACAAUCGAGAAAAUGUUGGGUCUAGAGAAAGCGUUAACUGUAUCUGAUUUGUGUGUACAAUUGAGUUGUACAGAAGCUAAAGCAAUUGCUGAAGAAAUUCUAGAUAAAUACAUAAAUAGCCAUAAAAUGCUGAAUGAUUUGAGCCAUCCCCAGUAUGUAGCAGCAGCUGUUUAUUCUGCCUGCAAAUCACUGAAUCUGAAAAUUCCAAAACAACAAUUUAUAGAAACUAGUCGAUUGAAACCUUCCCAAUGGAAGGAGCUUUCACUUGAGUUUGAAAAAUUUGCAAGCACUCUGGAGAGUGGUUUCAAAAGAAACAAAAAGAUUGAUACUAAAAAUACGCCAGAAGUAGUUACUGUUACAGAAGAAAAAGUUGUCUUGAAGAAAAAAGAUCCAGAAGAAGUUGAAGAAUAUGAUGUUUGGAGACAAAGAAUUUUGAAUGAAGCUUAUGCAGCUCUGAAAAGUAAGGAGGCAACUGAGAAAAGCUGAUAUAUUUUGAAACUUUUUUUUUCAUUUCAAUAAACCAAUCCACACACU